Molecule: messenger RNA, 2078 nt
Organism: Syzygium oleosum
Lineage: Eukaryota; Viridiplantae; Streptophyta; Magnoliopsida; Myrtales; Myrtaceae
Product: trans-cinnamate:CoA ligase, peroxisomal-like
Exons: 2
Coding region: 49-1818 (589 amino acids)
Source: RefSeq, a predicted model, not a curated record
CUCUCUCCAAUCAUCUCUCUCUCUCUCUCUCUCUCACACGCUUCAACAAUGGAUUGUCUCCCAAAAUGCGGUGCGAACUUUGUGUCGCUCACCCCCCUCACUUUCCUGAAGAGGGCGGCCUCCGUCUACGCCGAUCGCACGUCGGUCGUUUACGAGUCGACCCGCUUCACCUGGGGCCGGACAUACGAGCGGUGUCUCCGUCUUGCCUCCUCCCUCCGCUCGCUCAAUGUCGUCAAGAACGACGUGGUGUCUGUCCUGGCGCCCAACGUACCGGCCAUGUACGAGGUCCACUUCGCCGUUCCGAUGGCCGGCGCCAUCCUCAACACCAUCAACACCCGCCUCAACGCUGCCAACAUCGCCACCAUCCUCGUCCAUUCCGGCGCCAAGGUCUUCCUCGUCGACUGCGAGUUCCUGCCGCUCGCCUGUGAGGCCCUCGCGAUCCUCGCAGCCACUGGGUCCCGCGCCGGCCCCCGGGUCGUCGUCAUCGACGACCUCAACUCACCUACCGGGGCCCGGCUUGGGGAGCUGGAGUACGAGGAGCUGGUCCUGCGGGGCGACCCGGCCUAUGUUCCGGAGGAGGUCCGAGACGAAUGGGACCCAAUCGCCCUGAACUACACGUCCGGGACAACCUCGGCGCCCAAGGGGGUGGUGUACAGCCACCGGGGCGCGUACCUGAGCACCCUCAGCCUGAUCCUCGGGUGGGAGAUGCGGAGCGAGCCGGUGUAUCUCUGGUCGCUGCCGAUGUUCCACUGCAAUGGGUGGACCUUCACGUGGGGUAUCGCUGCCCGUGGCGGCACCAAUGUGUGCCUCCGGAACGCCACCGCACCCAACAUGUACCGGAACAUCGCGGCGGAAGGUGUCACCCACAUGUGCUGCGCCCCCAUCAUCUUCAACAUCCUCCUGGAGGCCAAGCCCCAUGAGCGCCGUGAGAUCGCCGCCCCCGUGGAGGUCCUCACCGGCGGUGCCCCCCCGCCGGCGGCGCUGCUCCAGAAGGUGGAGUCGCUCGGGUUCCAUGUCACCCACGCGUAUGGGCUCACGGAGGCCACCGGACCGGCCCUCGUCUGCGAGUGGCAAGCCAGGUGGAACCGCCUGCCUGCGGCAGAGCAGGCGGAGCUCAAGGCCCGUCAGGGGAUCAGCAUACUGACGCUUGCCGAUGUAGACGUCAAGCACUCGGAGACGAUGAGGAGUGUCCCGCGUGACGGGAAGACCAUGGGGGAGAUCGUCCUCCGCGGGAGCAGCAUCAUGAAGGGAUACUACAAGGACCCAGAGGCAACAUCCAAGGCCUUCCGGGACGGGUGGUUUUUCACCGGAGACGUCGGCGUCGUCCACCCGGACGGUUACAUGCAGAUCAAGGACCGGUCGAAGGACGUGAUAAUCUCUGGCGGUGAGAACAUAAGCAGCGUGGAGGUCGAGAGCGUGCUGUACCGGCACCCCCGGGUCCUGGAGGCAGCGGUGGUGGCGAUGCCACACCCGCGGUGGGGGGAGAGCCCGUGCGCCUUUGUCACCGCCAAGAAGAAUUCUGCCGGGAAAACGGACGACGUGAAGGAGGCGGAGAUCAUAUCCUAUUGCCGGAAGAACCUACCGCACUUCAUGGUGCCGAAGAAGGUGGAGUUCAUGGCGGAGCUGCCCAAGAAUCCCACCGGAAAAGUACUCAAGACUCAGCUGAGGGCUGUGGCGAAGAACUUCGUCGUGUCGGAGAAUAAUAACGGCCCGUCCUCGUCCGACAAGAAGACGUCCAAGGAAGUCGCGAUGACGAAUUCGUCGCGAUACGAUCCCGGGACGCAAGAGCAACAGGUUCUUGCGUUGUCUCGCCUUUGAAGGGAUAUGAGGGAGACGUCGUCGUUUGGUCCUUGCGAUGUCGAGUUGAGAUUCGAAUAAACACAUGUACAGAGAAAAGAGAGAAGGAAGGGAGCGAGCGAGCGAGCGACAGCUUCUUCUUUUUUAUUUUUCCCUUAGCAGUAAUUUGAGUGAGACAAGUGGCUGGUUUUUCUUUCAUUUACGUACAAUUUACAAGAUAUCUGUAAACAUUGAAGCUUUUCUCAAUCGCCAUUAAUAGAAAAAAACGUUGUUAAUCGAGA